AUGGGCGGAGCCCCAGCCUCUAGUGCUGGUGGCCGCCGCUGCUGCCCCAGCUGGAUCCGGAGCCGCCACCUCUGUGUCCGCGCGUCGCUGCUUCCCAGGGCGGCGGUAUGCUGGGGAAAGGAGUAGUCGGCGGUGGCGGCGGCACCAAGGCCCCCAAGCCCUCCUUCGUGUCGUACGUACGCCCUGAGGAAAUUCACACAAACGAAAAGGAAGUAACAGAGAAGGAAGUAACUCUUCACUUGUUGCCAGGUGAACAGCUGCUUUGUGAAGCCAGCACAGUACUGAAGUAUGUCCAGGAAGAUUCCUGUCAGCAUGGCGUCUAUGGGAGGCUUGUCUGCACAGACUUCAAGAUUGCCUUCUUGGGCGAUGAUGAAUCUGCAUUGGAUAAUGAUGAAACUCAAUUUAAGAAUAAGGUUGUAGGAGAAAAUGACAUUACACUCCACUGUGUUGAUCAGAUUUAUGGAGUGUUUGAUGAGAAAAAGAAAACUCUCUUUGGACAACUGAAGAAAUACCCUGAGAAGCUCAUUAUCCACUGCAAAGACCUUCGAGUGUUCCAGUUUUGUCUGAGGUACACAAAGGAAGAGGAAGUCAAAAGGAUUGUCAGUGGCAUAAUUCAUCAUACCCAGGCUCCUAAACUGCUUAAACGAUUGUUUCUGUUUUCCUAUGCAACUGCUGCACAAAACAAUACAGUCACUGAUCCCAAGAACCAUACCGUAAUGUUUGACACACUUAAGGACUGGUGUUGGGAACUGGAACGGACCAAAGGCAACAUGAAGUACAAAGCAGUGAGUGUCAACGAAGGCUAUAAAGUCUGUGAGAGAUUGCCAGCAUACUUUGUUGUCCCCACCCCUCUUCCUGAAGAGAAUGUGCAGCGCUUUCAGGGUCACGGCAUACCAAUAUGGUGUUGGUCCUGCCACAAUGGAAGUGCCCUUUUGAAAAUGUCAGCCCUGCCCAAAGAACAGGAUGAUGGCAUUUUACAAAUCCAAAAGAGCUUCUUAGAUGGAGUUUACAAGACCAUCCACAGGCCACCCUAUGAAAUUGUUAAAACGGAAGACCUGUCAAGCAACUUCCUAUCCCUGCAGGAAAUCCAGACUGCAUACUCUAAAUUUAAACAGCUAUUUCUGAUAGAUAACAGUACUGAAUUUUGGGACACAGAUAUAAAAUGGUUUUCUCUGUUGGAAAGUAGCAGCUGGCUUGACAUAAUCAGACGUUGCCUGAAAAAAGCAAUAGAGAUUACAGAAUGUAUGGAAGCACAAAACAUGAAUGUUCUUCUUUUAGAGGAGAAUGCAUCCGACCUCUGCUGUCUCAUUUCCUCUCUGGUGCAACUGAUGAUGGACCCCCACUGCCGAACCAGAAUUGGUUUCCAGAGCCUCAUCCAAAAGGAGUGGGUCAUGGGUGGCCACUGUUUCUUGGAUCGCUGCAACCAUCUCCGCCAGAACGACAAAGAGGAGGUUCCUGUGUUCCUGCUUUUCCUAGAUUGUGUCUGGCAGCUGGUGCACCAGCAUCCCCCGGCAUUUGAAUUCACAGAGACUUACCUGACUGUUUUGUCAGAUAGCCUGUACAUACCUAUUUUUAGCACCUUCUUCUUCAAUUCACCUCAUCAAAAAGAUACUAACAUGGGUAGAGAAGGCCAGGAUACACAAAGCAAGCCUUUGAAUCUGCUCACCGUGUGGGAUUGGUCGGUGCAGUUUGAACCCAAAGCCCAGACGUUGCUCAAAAACCCUCUUUAUGUGGAAAAGCCAAAACUGGACAAAGGCCAACGGAAAGGAAUGCGCUUCAAACAUCAACGACAACUUUCUUUGCCACUUACGCAAUCUAAGUCAUCUCCCAAAAGAGGAUUUUUCAGGGAAGAAACAGAUCAUUUGAUUAAAAACCUUCUGGGCAAGAGAAUUAGCAAACUUAUUAAUUCUUCUGAUGAGCUCCAAGACAACUUUCGAGAGUUCUAUGACAGCUGGCAUAGUAAGCCCACUGACUACCAUGGUUUGUUGUUACCGCAUAUUGAGGGGCCCGAAAUCAAAGUCUGGGCCCAGCGCUACCUGCGCUGGAUUCCAGAAGCCCAAAUCCUAGGUGGUGGCCGAGUGGCCACUAUGAGCAAACUCUUGGAAAUGAUGGAGGAAGUCCAGAGUUUACAAGAGAAGAUCGACGAGAGACACCACAGCCAGCAGGCCCCCCAGGCUGAGGCCCCCUGCCUGCUGAGGAACUCUGCCCGCCUGUCCUCUUUGUUUCCUUUCGCUCUGCUCCAGCGACAUUCCUCUAAGCCGGUCUUACCCACCAGUGGCUGGAAAGCUUUGGGAGAUGAAGACGAUUUGGCCAAACGAGAAGAUGAGUUCGUGGACCUAGGGGACGUGUGACCUGUUUGUUGAGUGACUGUGGAAGAGGAAUGUGGGAGAUUGGGACAGCUGAUCCCCGGAUUCGUGUCACGCUACAGCUAAUGCUGGCCGGGUCCUUAGCCCAGCACUCCGUUGGAGUAAAGCUGGGCCUUCGGGAAAA
Molecule: messenger RNA, 2490 nt
Organism: Piliocolobus tephrosceles (Ugandan red Colobus)
Lineage: Eukaryota; Metazoa; Chordata; Mammalia; Primates; Cercopithecidae
Gene: MTMR12
Product: myotubularin related protein 12
Exons: 16
Coding region: 108-2351 (747 amino acids)
Biological process (GO): phosphatidylinositol dephosphorylation
Cellular component (GO): cytoplasm; membrane
Source: RefSeq, a predicted model, not a curated record